Molecule: messenger RNA, 2516 nt
Organism: Trichomycterus rosablanca
Lineage: Eukaryota; Metazoa; Chordata; Actinopteri; Siluriformes; Trichomycteridae
Product: putative ferric-chelate reductase 1
Exons: 8
Coding region: 1156-1929 (257 amino acids)
Source: RefSeq, a predicted model, not a curated record
GAUAAGGUAAGAAGAUAAGAUAAGGUAAGGUAAGGUAAGAUAAGGUAAGGUAAGGUAAGAUAAGAUAAGGUAAGAUAAGGUAAGGUAAGAAGAUAAGAUAAGGUAAGGUAAGAUAAGGUAAGGUAAGGUAAGGUAAGAUAAGAUAAGGUAAGAUAAGGUAAGAUAAGGUAAGGUAAGAAGAUAAGAUAAGGUAAGGUAAGAUAAGGUAAGGUAAGAUAAGAUAAGGUAAUAUAAGGUAAGAUAAGGUAAGGUAAGAAGAUAAGGUAAGGUAAGAUAAGGUAAGGUAAGAUAAGGUAAGAUAAGGUAAGAUAAGGUAAGGUAAGAAGAUAAGAUAAGGUAAGGUAAGAUAAGGUAAGGUAAGAUAAGGUAAGAUAAGGUAAGAUAAGGUAAGGUAAGAUAAGAUAAGGUAAGGUAAGGUAAGGUAAGAUAAGAUAAGGUAAGAUAAGGUAAGAUAAGGUAAGGUAAGAAGAUAAGAUAAGGUAAGGUAAGAUAAGGUAAUAUAAGGUAAGAUAAGAUAAGGUAAUAUAAGGUAAGAUAAGGUAAGGUAAGAAGAUAAGAUAAGGUAAGGUAAGAUAAGGUAAGGUAAGAUAAGGUAAGAUAAGGUAAGAUAAGGUAAGGUAAGAUAAGAUAAGGUAAGAUAAGGUAAGGUAAGGUAAGGUCAGGUCUUUGGUCUUCCCCACAUUUAUCUGGAGGUGGUUCUGCAGACACCAGUCCACAAAGUCCCGGAUCAGUUCUCUGUACUUGGCGCCCUCAAACCUCUUUAUAAACUAUUAAACUUCUCAAUCUUCAUUACGGCUCCUUUAUUGACUAACAUUCCUCACAUGUACCCGUUAAACCUACUGAACUCAGUUCUGGUUAAAAAUAGCUCUUAAUUGUUCCUGAGUAAAAAUGAAGGUAGCGCAGUAUAGGUGUGGUUUCCCUUCAAACGGUUAUUAAGGCUUAAAGACGUCGAUCACACCCAUCACACCCAGAGAGCUUAAAAACACGCCAACGUUUCUCAUCUUCAUAUCUUCUCGUUAUCACGGAGCGUCUGGACCACGAGAACCAGGAUCGACCAUCUACCCUGCAACUACAGUAAACAACCCAGGAUCGACCAUCUACUCUGCAACUACAGUAAACAACCCAGGAUCGACCAUCUACCCUACAGUUACAGAUAUGGUUGCCAGGCUGAUCUUGGCGCUGGUGCUGGUCGCCACCCUGUGUUGUGUUGAAGCCCAGAUCAUCAUUCCAGCUCCUCUCAGUACCAAAGCCAAUAACUAUGCCUGCGGUUGCACCAAGAUGUGCAUCUCCAGCCCGGCGAACUGCGACCCUUUGGUAACGUCCGGCUGCUUUUUCGGCUCGGUCCAAAGGACGUCCACCCAGUACCUGCAGGUCGAAAUCAGCGGCCUGACGUCCGGAUACGUGGGUCUGGGAAUCGCACCCGAUAGCCCAAACAAGGACCAGUCGAUCUUAUUCGUCUGCAGCACCAACAUCAGUAGCGCCUACUACGCUGCCAGCAUCUCUUCUCGUCCCAGCGUUUCCUUUAUCGACGACGCGGCGGCGCAGAACGCCCAGACGGCACUGAGCGGCCGAGAGAACAUCGCCACCAUGAUUCAUUGUUCUUUCCUCACCACCAUCAGCAGCAUCAGUCCCUACAGCAACAAUCCUACAGCUAAUUUUACUUAUCUCCCCUUCAUCAUGACCAUCGUCACAGGAACCACCAGCGGGUUUCAGCUGGGAAGUCCCACCAGGGUUUAUAACUCAGUAACCGCGCUGAAUAUGAUGGAACCCAAAUCUAACGGCCCCUGUAACACCACCGCCUACAGCCAGAUCCAGAGCUUCAGCUCCAGCGGUUCAUCCAGCAGCUCCACCAACUCAGCCGUCAGCCUGGGGGUUCACGCUCUCGCUGCUCUGCUCAGCGCUCUGAUCAUGACUUUUCUCUUCGUGUGACCUUUUCACCUAACCGUUAACAGCAGAACAUCAAAUCAUUUGGGUUUUUUCUUGUUUAUUUUGUUUGUUUGGGUUUUUAAACCAAUAAAAUCUGCAUGUGUGCACUUUGUAUUGUAAAUAUGAUCCAUAUCUAUGUGGUGACGGAAAUAAGAGAUCCAUAAACGUGUAAAACCUUAACCAUUAAAAAACAAUAUUUAUUUCCAUUAGAACGACAAAAACAGCGUGGUGAUGUAGGAAGGUCUGUAACGUCAUUACUGAUCAUGAUCGACUACAGAUGCUGACUUUUCUGUGCCCAUACAAAUAGGGCUGGUUUGACUGAACUCAUUACAGGGUCGGUAGGAGAGCCGUGCUGAGAGGAAGUUUGUCUGCAUGGUUAAACAGAUCUGCUUUCUGGAUCACAUUAGAGACACUGUUCACAGCCGAGCGAGCUUUACGUCACCAUGUUUUUUGUUCGUUUGCUUGUUUUUGAUUUUGUUAAACGGUAACACACCUAGUGGGUACCAAGUUUCACUUCUCUACAGCUGUAUGUGUUUAUUUAUAUGUAUUUAAAUGUAAUGUUAUAAAUUCAGAAUAAACACUGGAUAUAA